Messenger RNA from Saccoglossus kowalevskii, 2178 nucleotides. RefSeq names its product myosin light chain kinase-like protein. Gene Ontology annotation, cellular component: nucleus. The record is from RefSeq and is marked provisional. Gene Ontology annotation, biological process: positive regulation of apoptotic process; intracellular signal transduction; protein phosphorylation. NCBI's taxonomy places the organism in Eukaryota, Metazoa, Hemichordata, Enteropneusta, Harrimaniidae. Gene Ontology annotation, molecular function: protein serine/threonine kinase activity; ATP binding; protein binding.
UCAGUGCCAGAGUUUUGUGUUAAUUGAUACGGGGCUUUGGGCAGUAGCUGCUUUCUAUCUGAACAAAUCUUGAGAAGUGAUUACACCAUGGCAACUAAAGAGCCCCCAGAUCCGCCAGCAGAUUGCCCCUUUUCAGGCAGAGUCACCAAGAACUCCAUCACUGUAGUGUGGCCAGGUACAACAUAUGAUGGCGGUAGCAUUGUUACAGGGUACAUUGUGGAAAUGCAGAAGAAGGGAGAUAAAACGUGGAAAGUUCUUACAAAGGACGUAUUUAGUACAUCUUACCAAGCUACUGGCUUGAAGGAAAAUGAAGAAUAUCUCUUUCGUGUGAGCUGUGUUAAUUCAUCAGGCGCUAGUAAACCAAGUGCUGUAUCCGAACCAAUAAAGGCUACUGAUGAAGGAGGUGAUGAAGCUAAUGAGGAAGAUGAACCAGAUGAGCAAGCUUUCGAGGCCAGAGAUGUCAAAGUAAGGAAUACAAACGUAAAGGAAUUUUAUCAAAUAAAAGAAGAAUUGGGAAGGGGUAAAUUUGGUACUGUUAACAAAUGUGUGGAGAAAAAGACCAAAAAAAUUCUGGCUGCUAAGUUUAUCAAGGUGAAUUCCAAAGCUGACAGAGAUGAAGUCGAAAAUGAAAUUUCCAUCAUGCAAAUUUUACAACAUCCAAAACUAUUGCAGUUGUACGAUGCAUUUGCCACGGGAGACAGUCUUGUACUUAUUUUAGAAUUUGUAUCUGGUGGAGAAUUGUUUGAACGUGUAGUUGCUGAAGAUUUCCAGCUUACAGAAAAAGAAGCUGUAUUCUUCUUGAGACAAAUCACAGAAGGAGUAGAGUUCAUGCAUGAAAAACAUAUUCUUCAUCUGGACAUGAAGCCAGAAAAUAUUCUCUGUGUCAGACCAAAGAGUAAUAAAAUCAAGAUCAUUGAUUUUGGUUUGGCCAGAAAAUACAAUCCUAAAGAAUCCCUUAAAGUCAUGUUUGGUACACCUGAAUUUGUAGCACCUGAAGUCAUCAAUUAUGAUCAGAUCUCAGAAGCUACAGAUAUGUGGAGUGUGGGUGUAAUCUGUUAUGUUUUACUAAGUGGCCUGUCACCAUUCAUGGGGGAUAACGAUGCUGAAACUAUAUGUAAUGUAACGACGGCGGAAUGGGAUUUUGAAGACGAGUCGUUUGAUGAAAUCUCUGAUGCAGCUAAAGAUUUCAUAGAAAAGCUACUAGUUCUCGAUCCAAGGGAAAGAAAUCUUGCAAAAGAUUGUCGAGAGCAUGAUUGGUUGAAGAAAGACGUAGCUAGCUCUCACAAAAUCUCCAAAGCCAGAAUCAGAAGGUUUUUGGCCAGAAGAAAAUGGCAGAAAGCUUUUAACGCCGUCAGAGCCUUAACACGUAUGGGGAAAUUAUCACUGUGAUUGUCUUUCUUUGAGUGCUGUAUACUACUUUUCUUUCUCUCAUUGAGAGUUUGCAUUUUUCCUAUCUUUUAACAGGGUUUUUGCACACAAAAUAAUAAAAACCCAACUGUCACUGUCUGUAUCUAUACUGUGAAAAUACCUGGGCCCAGUUUUCUUCAUCAAUAUUGGGGUUUUGUCUUUCGUAAGACGCAAGAACGUAGACAGUUGAUUUUUGCAGUUAUCGUGAGUAAUGGACUAGGGAAUAUAAAGCUGUAAUGUAGACUCCCGUUUUAGCUUGUGUGUCUAUUGACUUGAUCAUCCAUGUGUGAGUAGCCUAGAAUUUUAGAUUUUUGAAUUUGCUUUUUAAUAAGUUUUUUUCCUGCAGAGUUACAGUGUUUUUUAUGUGUGCUUGUAUGUACUGUGAGCUGGUUUCCAUUUUAUCUAUUAGUCAAGCCACCUUCCAGGCAGGCAUAGAUUAGAUCCCUUCAGAAAAAAAAAAUAAAAAUUCAAAAAAAACUCAAUAUAUUGAUACAACCCUGCGUUAAUCAACACAGAGUUGUAUCUGUACAUUGUGUGUUAAGUUAUAGUUUGUAUCGUUACUUCUACGCCUCACAGUUCCAAAUGCUGGGUUUUUUUAUGAAAAACUAUCCGGACUGAAUGAUGCCCUGCACUGCACAGCAACUAUUACACAAAAGCUAUCAAAAAAAAAAGACCUCACAAACUAUUUUAUUUUGUCUCUGUCAGUUUUAUUUAAAUUUUGUUGAUUUUUCCUGUUACGGUAAUGUAAUAAUAAACCACUCUUUUGUCUUG